UUAUACAAGAACACGUAACGGAACGGGCCCACGGUGCAAUUAAGCCGGUGAUUACCAUUGUUCACCCAGCCCUAAAAUUUGUUCCCCAUUUCCGGAGGGGGAGUGGGUGGUAGAAAACCCAAAUCUCGAGCAUCAUCAUCCAUGGCGAAACCCGUCGACUCGGAGCCGCUGCUCCCCUCUGCGUUGCCCCAACCCUACUACGCGUCCCCUCCUCCGCCGUACUACUCCUCCGGCGACCCUCCUCCUCCGCCGCCGGAACCCUACCUCGUCGUCCUCCCCAUCCGCCUCCGCCGCCGCAUCCGCCUCCGCCGCCCCUGCUGCUCCCUCCUCUCCUCCGCCCUCGCCCUCCCCGUCGUCCUCGUCCUCUCCCUCGCCCUCGCCCUCUUCCUCCUCUGGCCCUCCGAUCCCGACCUCUCCGUCGCCCGCCUCCGCCUCGACCGCGUCCGCGUCGUCACCUCCCCCGAAGUCGCCCUCACCGUCGCCCUCGGCCUCCGCGUCCGCGUCCGCAACCCCGACUUCUUCGCCCUCCACUACGACUCCCUCUCGGCCUCCAUCGCCUACCGCGGGCGCCCGCUCGGCAACGUCGCCUCCAGCGGCGGCCGCGUGCGCGCGCGCGCCGUGUCCUACGUCGACGCCGAGCUCGAGCUCGACGCGAUCCGGGUCAUCGGCGACGUGUUCUACCUCAUCGAGGACCUCGCCAGGGGCUCCAUCCCCUUAGAAACCGUCACCGAGGUCAAGGGGCGCCUCCGCCUCUUCUUCUUUGACGUCCCCGUCCAGGGGAGAAUUUCUUGCUCCGUGUACGUAAAUCCAGAAAACCAGACCAUUAUUGAACAAGAUUGCUACCCUGAGUGAUAUUGCUAUUGGCUGAAAGCAAUCUUCGUGACUACGCUAUUAAAGAAGAAAACUUUUCUGGCUUCUAUUCUUACUAUGUUUUCAUGUAUGGAGUGAUGUUGUUAGGUAACUUCAUGUCAAUCUCUGAAUCGGGAAACACGCGAAACAAAAUGUACUGUAGAUAAGUCACUCAUAAUGUGUUGUUAUGAAGUUGGUUAUACUGCAUUUAAUAUCAAUUGGUGCUUGUAAUGUAGCAGAUAUCUCAAAUCUGUGCGCCUGCUGCUAUUUUAUUUUUCCCUUAGAUAUGAUUUGCUUCGGAACAUCUUCUAUA
Messenger RNA from Ananas comosus (pineapple), 1162 nucleotides. RefSeq lists its product as uncharacterized. The coding region runs from base 142 to 852 and encodes 236 amino acids. Gene Ontology annotation, cellular component: plasma membrane. Lineage: Eukaryota; Viridiplantae; Streptophyta; Magnoliopsida; Poales; Bromeliaceae. The transcript has 3 exons. The record is from RefSeq and is a predicted model, not a curated record.